AAUAAAUUUGAAUUUCUAGAAUAUAAGCAUGCAUUGGCGCUUUUACUUUUUUUUAAAUAAUUACUUAUUUAUUAUUGUGGGUCAAUGUGGAAACACGCUAAAAGAGUGACCAAACCAAAGUAAAAACUGUAUAAUGCCAAAUACUAGAAAAACUACCAAGCUAAAUAAACUAACACCAAGAAUAACACCAACAAAACGCAUCGAGGUGAAUGUAAAUAAAAGACUGCUCAUAAAAAAAGUUUAUCUGACCAAAAAAAAAACAAAAAUAAAAAUUAAAACAAAGCAAGUGAAGUCAUCAAAAAAGCAUACGCACACACAAUCACACAACAGCUUUACUUCUUUUGCCGUCAACAAAAGGAGCGACGCCCGCGUCGCAGCACCUGCAGCAACAACGAAACAACAGACCGAACAUGGAGGACUUUGAUAUUGAUUUGGAUUUAAAUUUUGUGCAGCUGAGUCGCCAACAGCUUUUGCAACGAUAUACCAGCGCCGUACGCCAACUGCGCCGCCUUGCCGAUGUUAACUAUGGCGUCCGUCCACUUAGCUUCGAUAACUAUGUGAUCUUUCAGUAUUUUCAGCAGCGCAGCUCCCAGCCUAUUUACAAUACAUCCACGCCCCUAAUGGCAUAUUUACGGCUGGAGGUGCUGCAUCAUUUGCUCGAUCGCCGACGCAAAAUCCUGUGCUGGCUGUUCUAUCUGACGUUGUUGUCUCUGUGCGUCGUUGCCUAUCGCUACGAGACGACAUCAUCGAAUGGGGGCCACAAUGGACGGAUGGUACAAUCAUUGGUUUAUCCCGGUAUGAGAAUGUGGCGUCGAAUGACAAUGCCGCUAAUACAACGGUUUCCACGGCUGACCGAGCUAUAUGACGAGUCCUGCCUGAUGGGCAAUCCGUUCUUUCAAGUCGAGGAUCUCAGCUGUGGCCCCUGUGCGAACGUUGAGAGCGUUUGGCUAGAGAGCGAUGAGUGUGCCCAGCUCUAUGCAGAUGCCAGCCAUAAUAAUGUAAAUCGCAGCCAACAGGAUUCGGGCACACUGUCACACUACAAGCAGUUGGCCCUGCUGCAGCACUGCCGCAAGCCCAUGGAUCAUAUGCCAUACACAUUUCGAAGUAAUCAGCAUGCAUUCGAUUUGGCUGAUUUCUAUAAGAUUUACGCGAACAAUCUGAAGAUUUUUCAGCGGGAUGCAUAUCGUGUUCAUUCCACCAAUCAGGGUGUGCACAAUCUGGAGGAUCUCUUUGGACAAUUCAAUGCGAGCAGCGCCGCACAUGAUUAUCAUGAUAAUAGUAAUGAAGAUGAUAACCAUCAUCACCCGCAUGAUAAUAUUGUUGAACUGUCAACCGCUCACAACUUAUGGCGCUGCAAUCGCAUGUUGCCUGCCCGCUUGUUACGUCCAAUAUUCGCACGGCCACUGCGCCUGCCUAGCAUGGGCGUGGCACUGGAGCGCUAUGUCGCCAUUGAUACAGCACAGGCGCCGGCCUAUACGCUGCCCGAAACGGAAUGUCCCAAUGUCUAUGUACAUCAGGCGGUUGGCACACGCUUCAUCAUCUUACGUCCGACCAGCGAAUGUCGCCAGCGAUGUCGAACGCUCUCCAUGCGCCUAAGCCAAUCCUUUGUGCUCAACUACAAUUGGUUGUAUUGGAAACCGAUCUCUGCGCCCGAUCCCAUCUCAGAAAACAUGUCCAUUAGCCUUAUUGGUUCCUACUGCUAAGUUUACACACGUGCCACGCCCCCUGCCACGCCACGCCACCUAGCGCCCCGCCCACAAUUUUCAGUCAACAAUAUAUUUGUUAAAAGCCAUGCCAAAAUUUUCUAAAACAAAAAUAUACGAAUUUUUGUCGCUCAAUUUGGUAAAGAAAACAAAAACGAAAGCUCUUCGAACCAUUGUAAAUGAGCAGCUGGAUUAGCUCUAAGCUCAGAGUCCUUAAGAAUGUCCUUAUAGCUAAUAAGUUAACCAUAAUUGAGUAUCCAAGAAUUCUCUCCAAU
Molecule: messenger RNA, 1978 nt
Organism: Drosophila hydei
Lineage: Eukaryota; Metazoa; Arthropoda; Insecta; Diptera; Drosophilidae
Exons: 2
Coding region: 411-1703 (430 amino acids)
Source: RefSeq, a predicted model, not a curated record